This is a messenger RNA of Sinocyclocheilus grahami, 5326 nucleotides long. RefSeq names its product kinesin-like protein KIF21B. Gene Ontology annotation, molecular function: microtubule motor activity; microtubule binding; ATP binding. The transcript is spliced from 34 exons. The record is from RefSeq and is a predicted model, not a curated record. NCBI's taxonomy places the organism in Eukaryota, Metazoa, Chordata, Actinopteri, Cypriniformes, Cyprinidae. Gene Ontology annotation, cellular component: microtubule associated complex. The coding region runs from base 302 to 5326 and encodes 1674 amino acids. Gene Ontology annotation, biological process: spindle elongation; mitotic spindle organization; microtubule-based movement.
GAACGCGCGAGGACGCAGACGCGGUGCGUGCUUUCGGAUGUCCACUCGCAUAUAUGGCAGGAUACAAGCUCGAAGGAAGAAAAUAUGCCAAUCUCCGUCAUCUUUCAUGCGAUUUCUGCUGAUCUUAGCAGUAUUGUAGAGGUGAGGCGCGAUGUCUGGCUGCGUAAGGCUGAUUGACGGACCGGAUCGUUGGCGCGCGCGUUAACGCACAACGGUGUUUUCAGCUCGUGCGUAAACUUUGCAAGAACUUUGCGGCAUCUCUUCCUAUUUUGACGGGCGAGGUGAAACGGCAGCAUAAAGCAUGGCGACACAAAACGACUGCUGUGUCAAGGUCUCUUUAAGGAUCCGGCCGCAGAUGGCAAAGGAAAAGAUUGAGGGAUGUCACAUCUGCACCUCCGUUACUCCCGGGGAGCCCCAGGUGCUCUUGGGUAAAGACAAGGCCUUUACGUAUGACUUUGUGUUUGACUUGGACGCUCGGCAACAUCAGAUCUACAGCGCCUGUGUUCACAAGCUGGUUGAAGGCUGCUUCGAGGGAUACAACGCAACUGUCUUCGCUUACGGACAAACCGGUUCAGGAAAGACCUACACCAUGGGCACUGGCUUUGAUGUAACCAUGUCGGAGGAAGAGCAGGGCAUCGUCCCACGGGCCGUGCAACAUCUCUUCCAGGGCAUCCAGAAACGCAGACUAGAGACACAGAGCGCCGGCAUGCCCCUGCCAGAAUUCAAAGUCAGCGCCCAGUUCCUGGAGCUCUAUAACGAGGAGAUCCUGGACCUGUUCGACAGCACACGUGACCCUGAGGCUCGAGGCCGGAAGUCCAACAUUAAGAUCCAUGAGGAUGGGAGCGGAGGCAUCUACACCACAGGAGUGACCUCACGACUGGUCAGCUCAGAGGAGGAGAUGCUGCAGUGUCUGAAGCUGGGCGCUCUUUCCCGCACCACCGCCAGCACGCAGAUGAACGCCCAGAGCUCUCGCUCUCAUGCCAUCUUCACCAUCCACCUCUGCCAGAUGAGAGUCUGCCCGCAGCCACAGGUGAACGGAGAGAUGAACGGUGUGUCUGAUGGCUCCAUCUCUCAGCCCGAGUAUGAGACGCUCACUGCUAAGUUUCACUUUGUGGACCUGGCUGGAUCAGAGCGGCUCAAGCGCACGGGAGCCACAGGAGAGAGAGCGAGAGAGGGCAUCUCUAUCAACUGUGGCCUGGUGAACGGAGAGAUGAACGGUGUGUCUGAUGGCUCCAUCUCUCAGCCCGAGUAUGAGACGCUCACUGCUAAGUUUCACUUUGUGGACCUGGCUGGAUCAGAGCGGCUCAAGCGCACAGGAGCCACAGGAGAGAGAGCGAGAGAGGGCAUCUCUAUCAACUGUGGCCUGAUGCUGCAGUGUCUGAAGCUGGGCGCUCUUUCCCGCACCACCGCCAGCACGCAGAUGAACGCCCAGAGCUCUCGCUCUCAUGCCAUCUUCACCAUCCACCUCUGCCAGAUGAGAGUCUGCCCGCAGCCACAGGUGAACGGAGAGAUGAACGGUGUGUCUGAUGGCUCCAUCUCUCAGCCCGAGUAUGAGACGCUCACUGCUAAGUUUCACUUUGUGGACCUGGCUGGAUCAGAGCGGCUCAAGCGCACAGGAGCCACAGGAGAGAGAGCGAGAGAGGGCAUCUCUAUCAACUGUGGCCUGCUGGCCCUGGGUAAUGUGAUCAGUGCAUUGGGAGAUCAGAGUAAGAAGGCAGGCCAUGUGCCUUACAGAGACUCCAAACUCACACGCCUGCUGCAGGACUCGCUGGGAGGAAACAGUCGGACCGUGAUGAUUGCCUGCGUGAGCCCCUCUGACCGUGACUUCAUGGAGACCCUGAACACACUGAAGUACGCCAAUCGGGCUCGCAACAUCAAGAACAAAGUGAUGGUGAACCAGGACAAAACCAGCCAGCAGAUCAGCGCAUUACGAGCAGAGAUCGCACGUCUACAGAUGGAGAUCAUGGAGUACAAAGCGGUAAGGAGAAGGACCUGGAGGGUCGUGGCAUUCUGGGAAGAGUUAGUCUCCAGCAGGCGUCUUUUCCCACCAUCAGAAACCCUGAAAUGUCCGGAGAAAGAAAAAGGUUUGAAGAAGAGGGCCAAGCUUUAUCCUCAGGAAAAUGGAGAAAAGAGCGAGAAUGGGCUGAGCAGGGAAAACCAAGAGCGAAGAGAAAAUGGAGAUGGAGACUCUGAUAAUGAACCUGAAGAGGAUGGCAUGUAUCCUCUUCAGGAGGAUGAUCCCGGCGAGAGCGGCUGUGAUGAGGAGGAGGAGGAGGAGGAAGAGGAGACCAGGGAGGAGGAAGAGUUCGACAGCGAUGAGAGCCUGGUGGAUUCCGACUCGGACUCAGACGAGAAAGUCAGCUUACAGGCCGAUCUUGCGGACCUGACGUGUGAGAUCGAGAUCAAGCAGAGACUCAUCGAUGAGCUGGAGAACAGCCAGCGGCGGCUCCUGACGCUGAGGAGCCAGUAUGAGGAGAAACUGAUUCUGCUCCAGAACAAGAUCAGAGACACACAGCUGGAGAGAGACCGCGUGCUGCACAACCUCAUGUCCAUGGAGAACUACACUGAGGAGAAAGCCAGUAAGAUCAAAUCCGAGUAUGAGAAGCGUCUGAAGGAGAUGAACCGAGACCUGCUGAAGCUGCAGGCUGCUCAGAAGGAGCACGCACGUCUGCUGAAGAACCAGGACCGCUACGAGAGAGAGCUCAAGAAACUGCAGUCUGAGGUGGCCGAGAUGAAGAAAGCCAAGGUGGCGCUGAUGAAGCAGAUGAAGGAGGAGCAGCAGCGGAGGAGGAUGAUUGAUGCGAAGAGGAACAGAGAAAUCGCACAACUGAAGAAAGAGCAGCGACGACAAGAGUAUCAGAUCCGAGCUUUGGAGUCCCAGAAGUGUCAGCAGGAGAUUGUGUUGCGGAGGAAGACGCAGGAAGUGACGGCGCUGAGGCGGCUUGCCAAGCCAAUGUCGGAGCGUGUGGCGGGACGCGUGGCCCGCAGACUCACCAGUGUGGACUCCAGAGCAGAACUGUCCACCAGCACCACAACAACAACCUCCGAACACGAAUCCACUCGCUCGGUGUCCAGCAUCAUACGCCAGUGGAAUACCAAACUGAACGGAUUCCUGGGAGAGAAUGAGAGCCGUGGGACUGGAGGAAACCUGGCCAGUAGCAGAAAAAAGUCCCAGCGAAAGAGUACGAGCACACGUUUUUCAAAGACAGCCCGUCAGAAGUGGCAGUCUCUGGAGAGGAGGAUCAUGGAUAUUGUGAUGCAGAGAAUGACCAUCACUAAUGUGGAAGCUGAUAUGGAUCGCCUCAUUAAGAAACGUGAGGAGCUGUCCAUGCAGCAGGAGGCGCUGUUGCGCAAGAGAGAAAAGUUACUGAACGAGGGCUUCGGAGAGGAUGAGGAGGAGAGGCACCUUCAGGAGAUGAACGAGGAGAUUGAGGUUCUCAAUGCCAACAUCGACUACAUCAGCGAUAGUCUGUCAGACUGCCAGGCCACCAUCGUACAGAUCGAGGAGACCAAGGAUGAGCUGGACUCAGUGGACACCUCAGUGGUCAUCAGUUCCUGCUCGCUGGCCGAAGCUCGCGCUCUCCUGGACUACUUCCUCAAAGCCUCUAUUGACAAGGGGUUACAAGUUGCUCAAAAAGAGGCUCAAAUUCGCCUGCUGGAGGGUCAGCUGCGGCAGACGGAUGUGAUUGGCUCUUCCCAAAAUCACAUGAUCCUGGAUGCUCUAAGGGAAAAGGCAGAGUGUAUCCCUGAGCUGCAAGCUCUAAUCCACAAUGUCCAGCAAGAGAAUGGCUAUGCUAGCACAGAUGAGGAUGCGUCUGAGUUCAGUCAGGCAUCAGAGGGCGGUUUUUUCCAGAUGAAGUUGUCUGCGAGUCAAGAUGACUUUAAGAUGAAGGUUGAGCCUCGGCUAUCUGCACAAGUGAAGGCGGUGUCAGCUGAGUAUUUGGGCCCGAUCCUGGACCUCACCUCCAAGAACAUCACUAAGUCCCUGGCUUCUCUGUCGGAGAUCCAUGAGAACGGCCUGGUCCUCAAAGAGGCCUAUUCCAGAGAUCUGGUGUCUCGAACCAUCAGCCUGCCUGUCAGAGGACACACUUUCCCAAGGCAGUCCAGAGGAUCUGACACAUCUCCCUUAACAAGGAGGCAGUCAUACGACCGAGGCCAGCCAUAUAGAAGUCUAGAGGUAGGCUACACCCCUCCUUCUUCCCCUCCUCUUCGAACACGCAACGACCGCAACGUCUUUUCCCGGCUGACAAGCAACCAGAGUCAGGGCUCAGCUCUCGACAAGUCGGAUGACAGCGACUCCUCUCUCUCGGAGGUGCUCAGGGGUGUAAUCACUCCCACAGGUGGGCUGAAGGGGGGCAGGACGGCCCCUCUGCAGUGUGUGGCGGUGGCUGAGGGACACACUAAACCUGUGCUUUGCCUGGAUGCCACGGACGAGCUGCUAUUCACCGGCUCUAAAGAUCGAACCUGCAAGAUGUGGAACCUGGUGACUGGACAGGAAAUCGUGACCCUGAGAGGACAUCCUAACAACGUUGUGUCUGUCAAAUACUGCAGCUACUCUGGCCUGGUCUUCACAGUUUCCACCUCAUAUAUCAAAGUAUGGGACAUUCGCGAUUCUGCCAAGUGCGUCCGGACGUUCACGUCAUCGGGUCAGGUGGUCUCAGGCGAUGCCUGUGCUGGUACAACCACUCGCACCAUCACUACAGCCCAAGGAGAGUACCAGAUCAACCAGAUCGCCCUCAAUCCCUCCGGAUCUGUGCUGUACGCCGCUGCAGGCAACACUGUCCGCACAUGGGACCUCAACAGAAUGCAGGCCACUGGGAAGCUGACCGGACACAUUGGGUCAGUCAUGUGUCUUACAGUGGGUUAUUCUGGAGGAGGCAAGGAUCAGGUGAUCACUGGAUCCAAAGACCAUUACGUGAAAAUAUUUGAUGUUGCGGAGGGAACCCAGGGUAACAUCGGACCAGCUCAUAACUUCGAGCCCCCUCAUUAUGAUGGGAUUGAGUGUCUUGCUGUACAUGGCGACGUACUGUUCAGUGGUUCCCGUGACAAUGGCAUUAAGAAAUGGGAUCUGGGACAGCAGGAACUUAUUCAGCAAAUCCCAAACGCGCACAAGGAUUGGGUGUGUGCUCUGGCGUUUGUUCCCGGGCGGCCCAUGCUCCUCAGUGCCUGCAGGGGGGGAAUGCUCAAGGUGUGGAACGUGGACAACUUCACGCCCAUCGGAGAGAUUAAGGGCCAUGACAGCCCUAUCAAUGCUAUCUGCGCCAAUUCCAAACAGAUCUUUACUGCCUCCAGCUCUCUCAUACUUUGCACCAGUUUCGUUUCAUAG